Messenger RNA from Penicillium odoratum, 1764 nucleotides. It is a transcript of the gene abr2, whose product is annotated as laccase abr2. The transcript has 6 exons. The coding region runs from base 1 to 1764 and encodes 587 amino acids. NCBI's taxonomy places the organism in Eukaryota, Fungi, Ascomycota, Eurotiomycetes, Eurotiales, Aspergillaceae. Gene Ontology annotation, molecular function: copper ion binding; oxidoreductase activity. The record is from RefSeq and is a predicted model, not a curated record.
AUGGCUCGAACAACAUGGCUCCUUCCAAUCGUGGCUGCGAUGGACCUCAUCGGCUCCGCUCAAGCCGCUCGAGCCCAUUUCAUCUUGGAUCUGACCUGGCAGAGGGGAUCGCCCAAUGGGGUUGAACGGGAAAUGAUUUUCGUAAAUGAUCAGUUUCCCGGGCCUACAUUAAUGAUUGAUGAAGGAGACGAAGUCUUUAUCGAAGUGAAUAACCACAUGCCAUUCAACACAUCCGUCCAUUUCCAUGGCAUUGAACAAAAGAACACACCAUGGGCUGACGGAGUAUCCGGUCUCUCGCAAUGGGCCGUCCUUCCUGGUCAAACAUACACAUACAAAUGGAACGCUACUCAGUAUGGAACUUACUGGUAUCACUCGCACGACAAAUCAAGAAUCAUGGAUGGCUUGUAUGGGGCGAUAUAUAUCCGACCUUCGCCCGACCGCGACUCUCCAUUUUCGUUGAUAUCCAAUGAUCCGGCUGAUAUCGAGGCCAUGGAAAGGGCAAGAAAUGAUCCCCAGAUCGUGACUCUCUCCGACUGGGACCACCUUACUUCAGAUGCCUAUAUGCAAGCCGAAAGAGAGUCUGGCUAUGAUAUAUUCUGCUCCGAUAGUGUUUUGAUUAAUGGUCAGGGAUCAGUCAUCUGUAAAGACCCGGAAGAAUUGACCAACCUACAAGCGCCCCAAGUUAAAGCAGUGGUCAAUGCUACGCUAACUGACAAAGGAUGCGAUCCAAACCUGCUCGUUUUGCAAGGUGAUUGGGAGCACCACCCAGAGAAACUGCCAGGUGGCUUAAACGCCGGAUGUGUCCCAAGUGAAGGCCCACCCUCCACUUUCGAUGUUGACCCAGAGGCAAAAUGGGCUAGCUUCAAUUUCAUCGGUGCUGCCGCCCUCAAAGCCCUUGUUGUAUCGAUUGAUGAGCAUCCGAUGUAUGUUUACGAAGUGGAUGGGCGAUAUAUUGAGCCGCAACUAGCUCAUAUGGUGCCACUCUACAACGGACAAAGAUACUCUGUCAUGGUGCGACUCGAUCAAGACCCAGCGACUUAUCAAAUGCGAGUGGCUGGAAAUGGAAACCAGGUCAUUUCGGGCUUUGCAACGAUCAACUACAAAGGCGGCGAGAACAGCAAGCGUGAAUCAGUGGCCUACAUCGACUAUGGAGGUCAAAAUACGACAGCUUCAGUGAUACCACUCAACGACACCAAUCUUCCUCCGUACCCAGAGAUUCAACCGGCUACUUAUGCGGAUGAAUUCCAUCUCCUGAAGCUUGGACGAAUUAAUUCAUCUUGGGAGUGGACUUUGGACGGCACUACCUUUCUCCCCGCGAACCUUGGCUCCAUGGAGCCAGCUCUUCUCAACCCACAUUCAAAGGACCUGGAUUCCGCUCUCAAGAUCGAGACCAAGAAUAAUACGUGGGUUGACAUUGUAUUCCAGCUCGUGAUUCCACCGCCAACUUUACUUCAACCACCUCACCCAAUUCACAAGCAUUCAAACAAAGCAUUCUUGAUCGGCUCUGGCUUCGGAGAUUUCACCUGGAGCUCUAUUGACGAGGCCGUCCGCGAUUCACCAGGAAGCUUCUACGAUACUCCCAUCUACCGCGAUACAUUCACCACUUCCCCGGCUGGCGAAGCUUGGAUUGCAGUCCGUUACCAUGUCGAAAACCCAGGUGCUUUCCUACUGCAUUGCCAUAUGGAAACGCAUCUUGCUGGGGGAAUGGGCAUGAUAUUGAUGGAUGGGGUGGAUGUUUGGCCGAAGGUUGAAUUGCCGAAGUGA